AUGCCGUUGAAGCCAUCGCAGACGCGCAGCGGAGCCGUGCACCUCCCACUCGUCCGCGGCGCACCCGUCCAGCGCCUCACGGUCUCGCUCUUCUUGCGCUUCUGGAUCCUCUUCUUCAUCCAAGCAGUCUUCCUCAUCCCCUUGCAGUGCUUCCUCGAGUACUUUGUCCUCCGUCUGUUCUCUCCCGUGGUCCAGGACGUCGGUCGCCCCAUCUACACCCACUACCUCAUCAAGCUCGUUCAAGCCGUCUACCGCCGCUCGACCCCUGCCCAGCUCCGUGUCCUCGCCGACCGCGUCCGCUCGUAUGCCCUCGUUCACUCGGCGCCCAAGUACCGCGGCUGGGUCAAAAAGGUGGAGGUGAACGGGACGAGCGGAAGGUGGCUUGCUGCACCCGAGACGGACAGGAAGAAGGACGACGUCGUCGUCUACUUCAUCCACGGAGGAGGCUUCAUCUUUGACUCGGGCAUCAACUCGCAAGACUUUUUCCUCAGCACGAUCAAGGCGCUCAAAGACAAGCACGGUCUCCAGGCCUCGGGCUUUUUCCUCGACUACCGCCUUGCUCCCGAGUACAAGUACCCGUCGCAGCUCAUCGAGACGCUAGCGGGCUACCACUACCUCGUCAACACGCUGGGCAUUAGCGAGGACAAGAUCCUGAUCGCAGGCGACUCGGCAGGCGGCAACCUCGCUUCCGCCUUCCUCCUCCACCUCGCCCGUCCUUCGCCCGACAUCUCGGUCCCGUCUUCGCUCGGCCCGACGCCGAAGAAGCCCGCUGGCGCCCUCCUCAUCUCGCCCUACGUGAACCUCUACUCGAACACGGCCGAGUUCCACGCCAACGCGACCUACGACCUCCUCUCGACUUCGCUCAUCGCCCGCGCGGCCUUCCACUACAUCGGCGCCGAGUUCCCCCGCGAGUACCGUUUCCGCCACCCCUCGUCGAACCCCUUCCGCCUCCUCCUUUCGCCGCAGAAGCUCCCGAGUCACGAGGCAGAGAAACUGCCUGGCGUGUAUGGCUGGUCGGAUGUCAAAGGUAUCGAGCUCUUCCGCAGCCCGUAUGUUCAGCCGAGCGUCCAGCGCGACAAGAAGUGGUGGAAGGAGGCCAUGCCUGGUGACGGCAAGACCAUCGUCUCGUGGGGCGGCCGCGAGUUGUUCUCGGAGGACGACGCCGUCUUCUUUGACCUCCUCGAAAAGUCUGGCAUCAAGCCCGUCAAGCACUUCCACCCCGAACGCAUCCACGACUUCAUGCUUCACGACUGGGCUCUUCCGACGACGUGGCGCACCCGCCGCACGGGCGCCGACGCCGACGACUUCUACCUCGGCCGCAACCUCGUCGUUUCCCUUCUCAAGCGCAUCUCGGACGAGGCCAAGGUGUCGCAGCGCGAGGCGGAUCACAAGCCGGAGGAGGCCAAAUCGACCGCGACGCAGGAUGCCAAGACGACCAAGCUGAACGGAGAGGCUGCUUCGCUCCGCCAGCGCUCGAAGCAGGAGGCCAAGUCUACUCCGACACCUGGGCCCGCGCCCAUCGCCGAUAAGCCCUCUCCGAGAGCGCCCACCUCGUAUGCUUCGAUCGCCUCGCACGACGAGCACAUCCCUUCGUCUGCUCCUGUCGUCGCCGAGGGCGAACACGCGAAGAUCAAGACGCUUGAGGAGCAGGCUGAGGAGGAAGCGGAGGAGGCCAAGCAGCAUUCGACGGACGGAGCGAGUUAUGCACAUGUCGCGGCCGACUCCGAACACGUCAAGGAGGACGCGCCGGUCGUUGCGGAAGGCGAGGGCGCGACCAUCCACCGCAAGUCGGAGGAAGAGACCACGACCAAGACUGUGCCGCCGCCUGCUCCUUCGCCCGUUCCCGAAGUCUCGACCGACACGGCGUCGCCCUCUCAGCCCGCCGAGCCGACGAGCGAACUCCCGACCGUCUCGAAGGCUACCAAGAAGUCGAAGAAGAAAAAGGGCGGCAAAUCGUCGCCUACCGGUCAGGCGAACGGCACGAACGGCGGCUCGUCUUACGCCGCGAUUGCGAGCCACGACGACAACGUCCCGCAAGGAGCGCCUGUCGUUGCCGAGGGAGAGGGAGACGUCCUCAAGGCGCACCUCGAGAACGGGUCGCUCGCGGUCGAGAAGGCUUAG
This is a messenger RNA of Rhodotorula toruloides NP11, 2121 nucleotides long. Its product is annotated as arylacetamide deacetylase-like 2. The transcript has 7 exons. Lineage: Eukaryota; Fungi; Basidiomycota; Microbotryomycetes; Sporidiobolales; Sporidiobolaceae. The record is from RefSeq and is a predicted model, not a curated record. Bases 1 to 2121 code for a protein of 706 amino acids. Gene Ontology annotation, molecular function: hydrolase activity.